CUCAUUCAGCAGGCACUGACUUUACCGCGAGACGCACCAUCACUCUUCUGGAUUUGCUCAUCCUGCCCUGACACGGUCCAUGCAUCCUCGGGAGAGGAGGGUCCUCUCAACACCCUGUCCCUGGAGACACCUCAGCUCUGCCCUGUAUCUGACUGCUGUCUCUGGUGCUCCAGGAACAACCAGCUUUUGAGAGAGUACUUGACUUGCUGCCUCUAAGAUGCCCAUCAGUUCUGUCUUCAGAGGGAGAUAUAUGACCCAAGAUACUCUCUCAGGACUAACAGAUCUGUGUUGGUGGGAGACCGAUGCUCUGUGUGGCCUUCUGGAAUAUCUCCUGACUUCCCAUACAUAGCUGGAUCCAAAUGCAUCCUCAGCCUUCUGUCUUAGAGCUGUUUCUACUUAAGGUCAAUGAGAACACCUCCUGCUAAUUCAUCAUGACAUAAUAUCUGGUGUCCUGCUCCAUCCACGAGAUAAGUUUAUUGCUUCAUCUUGGUCUACACAGAUGUGACUCCAGGUGUUCAGCUGCCUUGUCUGGUACAGCGCCCUGGGAUGCCAUCAGGAGCUCGAAUGCCCCAUCAGGGGGCUCCCAUGGGUCCUCCAGGUCCCCAGUACGUUGGAAGCCCCUCUGUGCGACCUGGGAUGCCCCAGACUGUGAUGGAAACAACAAGAAAACGCACUGCGCCACAGCAGGUCCAACAGCAGCAGGUGCAGCAGCAAGUGCAACAGCAGCAGCAAGCCACUCAGAACCGAGCUAGGAGUGCCAAGAGGAGGAAGAUGGCUGACAAAAUUCUCCCUCAGAGGAUCCGGGAGCUGGUUCCUGAGUCCCAGGCCUACAUGGAUCUCUUGGCCUUUGAGCGCAAACUAGACCAGACCAUUAUGCGGAAGCGUGUGGAUAUUCAGGAAGCGCUGAAGAGGCCAAUGAAGCAAAAGCGGAAACUGAGACUCUACAUCUCCAACACAUUUAAUCCUGCAAAAUCAGAUGGUGAUGACUCCGAUGGCAGCAUUGCUUCGUGGGAGCUGCGCGUGGAGGGAAAGCUCCUGGAUGAUCUCAGCAAACAGAAACGGAAGUUUUCAUCUUUUUUUAAGAGUUUGGUGAUUGAACUGGACAAAGAUCUUUAUGGACCUGACAAUCAUCUUGUGGAGUGGCACAGAACACCUACGACCCAGGAAACGGAUGGCUUCCAGGUGAAGAGACCUGGGGAUGUCAGUGUGCGAUGCACGUUACUUCUCAUGUUGGACUACCAGCCUCCCCAGUUCAAGCUGGACCCGCGGCUGGCCCGUCUGCUGGGGAUCCACACGCAGACACGCUCGGCCAUCAUCCAGGCUCUCUGGCAGUACAUCAAAACUAACAAGCUGCAGGACUCCCACGAUAAGGAAUACAUUAACUGCGACAAGUACUUCCAGCAGAUCUUUGACUGUCCACGGCUAAAGUUUUCUGAAAUUCCUCAGAGACUCACUAACCUACUGCUGCCACCAGACCCAAUAGUGAUAAACCACAUCAUCAGUUUGCACCAACUGCCUCUUGUCCUGUCACUGGGUACCACUGAAAAGAUCCUGGCUCUAUCUUCUUUAAACCCUCCCUUCAAGUUUUGUGUUGACCCCAACGAUCAGAAGAAGACGGCCUGUUAUGACAUAGAUGUAGAAGUUGAAGACCCAUUAAAGGGCCAGAUGAGUAGUUUUCUUCUCUCAACAGCUAACCAACAGGAGAUAACAGCAUUGGAUAACAAGAUUCAUGAGACAAUUGAGUCCAUAAAUCAGCUAAAAAUACAACGUGAUUUUAUGCUGAGUUUCUCCAAGGAUCCCAAAGGAUACAUCCAAGACCUUCUCCGGUCCCAAAGUAGGGAUCUUAAGGUGAUGACUGAUGUGGUUGGAAACCCGGAGGAAGAACGCAGAGCUGAAUUUUAUCACGAGCCGUGGUCUCAAGAAGCUGUGAGCAGAUAUUUCUACUGCAAGAUCCAGCAGCGCCGACAGGAAUUGGAACAAUCUCUGGGAGUGCCAACACAUAAGUACUGCUCACAAGAUUCCAUUGGCAUCAUGGCCACCAAACCAACCAGUGGACUUGUCAGUGUUACUCAGCUCACUGUUACACAUGGACCUGCUUCCUGACUGGAUGAGAACAUGCUGUCAACACACCAGUCAGAACACCAGCUUUAGAGUGACCCUUGAAAAUCUUGCCCAGGACGGAUGUCUCAAACCAUUCCAUGCCAGAGAUAGCACCAUACAAGUGUCAGUGUAAAAGAUGACUAAAGGUUCACUCAUCAAUGCACAUUGUGAAGUUUUAGUGGGCAGUUAGACACUACAUGGCAAAUCCUAAUGGGAUGUGCUUAGAUCAUGGGUGGCACUGAGGGGGAGGUUGAGAUGGGUGUUCUAGGAGACUACAGAUGUAGAGAAAUAAAUGCAGUUCUUACCCUACUUCAAACAGUAGCUUAUCUGGAAUUAGACAAGAUAGUCUUUCUUGCAGUUGUGGAAUGCAUUAUAUUCCUGAAGAGAGUUUUUAUUUCAGCUACACCAAUGCAAGAAGCUAUCUCACCAUCUGAAAGAGCAAACUAGGAGCAUUCGCAUCCUGAAAUGCAGAGCCCGUCUGGAAGGAAAACAUACAGUCAGGCCAUCUCUUCUGCAUAUCUUCUCUUCCCCUUGUCCCAGCAGUGAAAGGUGGAUUGAAUCACAUAUCACUAGAGGGGUGUGAUCCGUGCACUGUUCUGAGAGAAAGCGAAUCAUCCCUGGGAUAAGAGUUUCUUAUGCAUCCUUAAUAUCCAUGGUAUUAGCAACAAAUGAGACAUUCUGAGAAAACUAAAAUAAUGUAACGGUGCUUUGCUGAUGCCUGCCUUUAACACAGCAGAUCAUUAACAAUAAGUAUAUGUGUAAAAUAACAGAUUGUUUAAAUGUUUCUCUGUGUGCCUGUAGGGUUCAUCACUGAAAAUAACUUCAUAAUUCUUGGUGUAGAAUCCAAGAAGCUUAACUUCAUGUCACAUGGUAGUUUUUCCUUUACUUCAGGAUGUUAACAGAGUCCCUGGAUUGGUCUCACAUUUUGAUCAUAUGUGAACUGCCUAUGAAUUUUUUAGCUCUCCCAUACAUGAUAUAUGCUGGUUAUUUUGGAUGCUGUUGAGUUAUAAAGCACUAUCAGCCUUAAAUAGCACAGAGAACACAUAUUCCUUGCAAAUCAUCUUCUUUGUAAAUGUACAACAAAUUCAGACAAUGGGAAUUUAUAGAACAAUCACAUGGAAGCAGCGACAUCUUCCUUAAAUCCUUCCCCUCCUCAUUUUUUGUAGUGCACAGAUGAGUUGUAAUUAAAGGCCCAAUAUGAUUUCUAGUCCAAAAACCUAGUGCCAAAGUAUAACUCUGUCUGUUUAAUGUGGCACUCAAAAUCCUCUUCUGGUUACUCCUUUUCACCUCCUUUCUUUCACUUCUUGGAAAGAGAAUCAAAUUUACAUGUGGUAUGGAAGGAAGACAGCUCUUCUGAAUAAAUUAAUUUUUUCUCUAGUGUUGUGCUUUCUACUGUCUUUGCCAAUUUCUCUCAUAGUUUAACUAAAAAGUUUCUUCUGUUCAGCCACAGAAGAGAUAGUCUUCUCUUUACCGCUUUAUUUAAUAUCUUUGUUUUCACAUUAAUAGUGCCAUAGCUUUUAGUCCAUCUGUUGUGUUCAGAGAUGUCUUGGAAAAUUUACUUUUGUUUGAAUUUUUGUGAUGGCAGUACUCUCACUCUGUUGGUGUGAGAAAAAGUAUGGCAGUACCUUGUUGUCUGAGGCCUUUUGCUGGGAAUGGCUUUUUGAAAUUUUUCCCUUUUGUGUUAAAACCUCUUUUCGCAGUAAAAUGUGAAAUCCUGCAGUCUUGAACUGCUUAUACUGAGGGGCUGUGAGGCUGCCGCAGUGAUUGACUUGAAAUGUUACUUAAUUUAGGACUCUGCUAAUUGGACUAGAAGCAAGCAUUACAAGGGAAAAACAGUGGGGGUCAUCUGCUACUGUGCUUCCAUAUUUGUUAUGCUGCUGUGUGCAUGCUGCUCAGUGUAUAAAACUCUUGUUUGUAUGAGGCAAACAGAGCAGCUACAUUCAGGGGCUGUGCUCAGUCUGCAGGAAUAAGAAAAGCAGAGAAAGAUAUGCAGGGAUAUGAGAAGGGCACGGGACUGAGACAGAUGCCUGCAGAAUGUCUGCCAGGGAAUUCUGGCAUUUGAGAGCCUUCCUGCUGAAGUGGCAGAUAUUUGAGAGCAAUACCAGUGUUUUGCCAUGGCCGAAAACAAGCUAGAGUCCAGCCUGGUUUAGAGCCUCUGUAGAAUUAAUUGGAUGGAUCUGCUUCCAAGUCGCUUUCAGAGCAAAUUAGUGAAACUAAGGUCGUGUUGGUGCCACAACUGCAUCGCUGAAGGCUGAAGCUCUGUCAAGCAGCAGGAUUAUACUGAAAUGGGUGUGUGCAUGAAUCAGCCACUGGAGAUGGCACUGGGGACAGCAGUCCAGAAUGUAAAUUCGUAUAUCCCACCGUCUAUAAAAAAAGACUCAUCACUACCAGUGAGUCUUAUGAAUAGCUGUUAGGCGUCUUUCCUUUGGUUAAACUGGGGUUUAAGAUUUUGAUGCCUUUUUCCAGUGCUCAGGAGCUGUUCAGGUCUUUUACUCACGACAGAGAAACAUUUUGUCCUUUGUUCCAUCGGUGCAGCUAAGAGCUUGCUUGUUUACAAAACAAAUUUGAAGAGAAAUAAUGGAGCAAUACUGGAAGCAACUAGACCAAGUGUUGCUUGAGCAUUGAAAAUGAAAGGUCAUGGCCCUACAGGCAGGUAAUUAUGGCAAACUGAAUGAGAAAAUUUUUUAAGUUCAGGAUGGUUGUCUUUUUGAGUGUAUAAAAGAUAACAAGAUAAGAUAACAAGAAGAUGUUUCAGGGUCUUCUGUUGCCACAGUAAAAUACAAAUCUAUGCAUACUGCAAAAAAACAUUCUGUGCAUAGAAGUAGUUCAUGUAUAGAUGAUAAUACAGAUUGUUGGAAAAUAUAGCAUCAAACUAGAAAAGACAGAAUUCAGCAGAAUUCUGGAGUACCAAUAGGAGUGAAGUGUAUCUUGGAGCAGAAGUGUUGAUGUGGCAGGUUAGAAACAGAGUUUUUUUUUAAUCUUCUGGGUUGUCGGCCAUGAGGCAGGAAUCAGAUCAGAUGUUUCUUAGAGAUUGGAGGGGAAGCAAAUGUUCAGUUGUGGAAUAAAGAGAAUACAACAGUGGGAAAGGAAAUGUAAAAAUGGAGCAGAGUGCCACUGAAGCGCCAGUAAGACACAGCAUGAGAUAACAUGCAAAGUAGUCUUGGAAACAGCAGAGCCCAGGUGAGUGUGUGCGGACACCGAGGGCACAUGGGAGAAGAGAGACAGUCUCGGUCGAGGUGUAGCCUGGGAAGUGGGGGCCAAGGACAGAAACAAAAGUUUUGCAAAUAAUUCUGAGACACUGUCAAAGCAUUUUCACUGUUGAUUCAGCUGUUCAACAUAGCAGGGCUGGUAGCUGCCAUCAUCUCGGCUGGCAGGUUUUUAACACCACAUUGUUUAGAACUUAUCCUGUGGAAGCCAAGUGAAAAUAUUAGUGUAUAAAUCGAUACUGGUGCGUAUCCUAGGGCUCCUAGUUUUGCCAAAAUGCUAAUCAGGUAUUAGCUAAUCAGGGUUGUUGGCCUGGUUUUGUGUGUGAAGAGCUCUUCUAUGGCAAUGCAAAAAGAUAAAGAAGGAAAGAAGGCUCUUUUUCCUAAAGAAAGCCGUCUCCUUUCUGUAACUGCUCUGUUAUUUAAUAGGAUAUAUCUGUUCUGCCAGAUCCUGUAUUAUAAGCAUCUUUUCCAAACUCGCUGAAGAGAGGAACUCCAUUUUAAAAAUGCAACUGUGGGUUUGUGAGAGUGAGCAAAUACGUGUAUGAAGAAUAGGGGGAAGAGAGAGACUCCCUCUACUCUGUAGCCACCACUUCCAUUGUAUGAUGCUCAGUGAUUCGAGUGAUUCAUAGAAGAGUCUUUGACAAUAAAUACUUUGUUUCUUUGUAUCUGGUGCACCAACCUGAUGUGUCUUAAUGAAGACGGGUACCUUGGUUUCUUCCUGCUCCUGAUAAUGAUCUCUAGUGUUUGGAUUUCUCUUCACUUGUGAAUGCACACACAAGACAGGCAAACAUUUGCAGGUGUUAAUGGGAUAUGACAAAGGUGAGAACUGUUUUGUCUUAGAUCUUUCUUGUGAACUCCUUUUUUCGCUAGAUUCGACAUUCAGCCAUUUCAUACUCAAUAAGUGAGAAAUCCUUUUCGUGUGAGUGGUCUGGUUCCUUUCACGGGCAGCCUAGAGCUAAAGCUUGGGUGCUGAGAGGUGGUGUCGGAAUUACACAGUCACCAUCUCCACUGUGGUAGCAAAUAGGUGGAUGCCACUUCCAGUAAAAAAUCAAAU
This is a messenger RNA of Ficedula albicollis (Collared flycatcher), 6360 nucleotides long. It is a transcript of the gene SMARCD3, whose product is annotated as SWI/SNF related, matrix associated, actin dependent regulator of chromatin, subfamily d, member 3. Gene Ontology annotation, biological process: regulation of transcription by RNA polymerase II. Lineage: Eukaryota; Metazoa; Chordata; Aves; Passeriformes; Muscicapidae. The record is from RefSeq and is a predicted model, not a curated record. Gene Ontology annotation, cellular component: nucleus; SWI/SNF complex. The transcript has 15 exons. Bases 547 to 2103 code for a protein of 518 amino acids.